Molecule: messenger RNA, 812 nt
Organism: Chelmon rostratus (copperband butterflyfish)
Lineage: Eukaryota; Metazoa; Chordata; Actinopteri; Chaetodontiformes; Chaetodontidae
Gene: acbd7
Product: acyl-CoA binding domain containing 7
Exons: 4
Coding region: 113-376 (87 amino acids)
Biological process (GO): fatty acid metabolic process
Molecular function (GO): fatty-acyl-CoA binding
Source: RefSeq, a predicted model, not a curated record
CUUGGCCGACAGUAUUGCAUUGAUCAGCUGUGCUGCAAUUACAGCUGCGAAGAACCGUCAAGCCGACAGCGAAAAACCAAUUUCUCUGAACUGCGGUGCUGCGCGUGCGAACAUGUCUCAGGCAGAGUUUGAGAAGGUGGCAGAGGAUGUGAAGAAGGUGAAGACGAAGCCUUCGGACCAGGAGCUGCUGGACCUCUAUGGCCUUUAUAAGCAGGCCACCGUUGGAGACAUUAACACUGAUAGACCAGGAAUGCUGGACUUAAAAGGAAAAGCCAAAUGGGAUGCCUGGAACUCAAGGAAAGGAAUGUCCAAGGACGAUGCCAUGUCAGCCUACAUUGCACUUGGGAAGGAAAUCAUCAGCAAAUAUGGCAUGUAGUGGAUGAAAUAAACAAAAAAUUAAUGCAAUAAUGACAACAGUCUACUAACUCGAUUACUAAAAAAACGCUGCUUUCUAUUUAACAAGUAGCCUUCUGCUUUCAGGGGCCAUAAUUAUGCAGGAUAAAAUUGUGAUUUUAAAAUCUUUCGUGAUUUCUUUUCAUGGUUUGUCUUUUUUACAUAGAUUGUUCCAUUUAAUUUACACAAUUGAACAACCUCUAUGCAUCCUUUAGGGUUAGAAAUAUAAAAUUUGUUAAUUGCUAUUUUAUCUCAUUUAUGUUGUUUAUUGUUGUAAUCCACAUGUACACAGCAAUAUGCUGUGUACUUGUGCACUUUGAUAAGUAGCUUAAUUUCUAAUCAAACAAGGGCAAACUAAAUACUGUCAAAUGUGAACCUAUUGCACACAUUUUAAAAAUAAAACCUCUUUCUGAACUGUU